Messenger RNA from Vicia faba (fava bean), 951 nucleotides. Lineage: Eukaryota; Viridiplantae; Streptophyta; Magnoliopsida; Fabales; Fabaceae. The record is from the annotation of a GenBank genome assembly.
AUGGUAGCACUUUCAGGUCAGAAAUUUGCAAAACUCUACAACAAGCUGGAGAAUCAUCAUCAUCAUCAUCAUCAUCACCAUGAAGCUGAGGAGGAGUUAUCAGCAUCCCUGAUGGCUUUUCGAUCCCAAGUUUCGAAAUUGAUCCAUGAGUUAGCAUCAAAUUUGAAACCUGGAUCGGAAAUCCUAUCUUUGUUUUGGAUUCAAAGAUGCCUUGGAAUCUUACCAUUGAUCAACAAUGCUUUUGAAAAGCUUACUCUGGAGAUAGAUUAUCCAAUGAGUAAAUGGGAGGUUCAUUCUAUUGAAGAGUAUCUCAGCUACAGUUUGUGUUUGCUAGACCUUUUCAAUUCAAUUUCUUCUUCUCUUUCUCAUCUUGAUAAGGCUAAGCUUUCUCUGAUUCAUGCCUUGAACGUGUUUCAGAAUGAGAAUUCACCAUCUUUCACUACAAGUCAUCGUCAUCUCAGAGCAAUUCCACCUAGCUGUUUGAAUACAAAAUUUGGUGAAAAGCUGUGUGAGAAAAAUGAUAAAGUAAAGUUUUUUACUGGGAAGGAGUUAGUUGUUAAUGAAGGUGUGAAGGAAUUGAAGAGAAUUGGUUUUUGGGUGUGUGGGAUUUUGUUAUCUGGUUUGUGCAGUGAUGUUAAGCCAUAUAUUAAGGUUAAGAAUAUGGUUGGUGGGUUUAAUGGUUCUUCGAUUUUCGCACUUGAUUCAACAAUCAGUGAAGGGUUAGGUGAGAAGUUUUUCGUGUUGAAGGAGGUAAAGGAGGUGAAUGAUGCUGUUGAUUGCAUUCUUGAGGCUUCAGAUGAAGUGAAACAUGAUGCAGCUAAGGAAUUGGAGACAAAGCUCAAGAAAUUUGUGGAGGUGUCUGAUGUUGUAAAAGCUGAGUUGGAUGAUCUUUUUUCUAAGGUAAUGGACCUGAGAACUGACUUGAUUGAUCAACUUGGGAAAAAAUACUAG